CGGGAGCCUCCCCAGUCCCCAGCUCCAGGGGAGCCACAGCCCCGCAGGCCGUUCCGGCGGAAGCACCGGCUGUACGUGAAGCUGUCCCCUGGCCAGGUCACUGUGUCCCCAAGCCAGGACAGGGGGCAGCCAGCCACUUCUGAGGAGCCAGGGCCUUCCCAGGGCAAAAGGCUGCGGCUGCUGCGAGGCCAAGCCAGCAACUUCCGGAGGAAGAAGAGACCCUUGGAGAAUGGCCACGAGGCGGGGCCUGGCGACGUGGGGCCCUCCCUUCCCCUCCGCCAGUGCAGUGGGGAGGAGGGGCAGGACCCGGCACCAGGGGGGGAGGAGGAGGAGCAGGGCUUGGCAUUGAAGCAGGAGGAGGAGGAGAGGCAGGGCCUGGCACUGAAGCGGGAGGAGGAGAAGGGGCAGGGCCUAGCACUGGAAUGGGGGGAGGAGGAAGAGAAGAGUUUCGGCUCCCCCAGGCUGGCUGGGCCUGGUACCACGCGCCCCAAGCCGGACUUUGUGCAGCUGAUCGAUGAGCACGGGAUCUACUCCACAGCCAAGCUGGUGCUGGGCAGCACGACGGGCGAGCUGGACGAGGGGGUGGUGCUGCCACCGCACCUGAGGCGGGCAGGCCCCCAGCUGGAGAUCCGGGAGGUGAUCGUGGACGACAAGCCCUUCGCGUGCAGCGUGUGCGAGAAGACCUUCAAGCGGGCCUGGGAGCUGUUCAGCCACGAGGUGGUGCACAACGAGGAGCGGCCCUUCCACUGCGACCUCUGCGAGGCCUCCUUCAAGCGCCACUCGGACUUCAAGAGCCACCGGCUGGUGCACACCGAGGAGCGGCCCUUCCACUGCGAGAUGUGCGGCAAGAAGUUCAAACGCUCGUCCAACCUCCAGGAGCACCGGCGCAUUCACACCGGCGAGCGCCCCUACCAGUGCGCCUGCUGCGACAAGAGCUUCAAGACGCCCUACGAGCUGCAGCGCCACAUGCUCACCCACUGCACCGAGAAGCCCUUCAAAUGCGGCGACUGCGGGAAGGACUUCCCCACCUCCAACUCGCUGCUGCUGCAUCAGCGCCAGCACUGCGACGACAAGCCCCACGUCUGCGGCGUCUGCGGCAAGAAGUUCACCUACGGCCACAGCCUCAAGGUGCACGAGCGGGUUCACACCGGUGAUCGGCCCUUCGUCUGCCCCAUCUGCGGCAAGGGCUUCAAGCAGUCCAACGCCCUCUCCUCGCAUGAGCGGGUGCACACUGGUGAGCGCCCCUUCGUCUGCAAGACCUGCGGCAAGGCCUUCAAGCAGUCGUCCUACUUGGUGAUCCACGAGCGCUCGCACACGGGCGAGCGGCCCUACAAGUGCGAGGUGUGCCAGAAGGCCUUCGCCCGGCCCUCGCUGCUGCUGCAGCACCACCGGGUGCACAGUGAGGAGCGCCCCUACAAGUGCAGCUUCUGUGACAAGUUCUUCAAGGACCUGGCUUACCUGACAGUGCAUGAGAAGGUGCACACGGGCGAGACCCCCUACAAGUGCAGUGUCUGCGACAAGGGCUUUGCCCACCCCUCCAACCUGCUGCAGCACCAGCGUGUGCACCGCGAUGGCUGACCCAGUUCCUGCUCCAGCAUGCCCCGCCGGGGAGUGCGGCCCAUGCUGCAUGCAGCUCCCAGUGGGUGCCACUCUGGCUGGGCCCUCAUGAGAGAGAGCUGCCAACAGGCACUGAGCCGGCCAGGGGGCCCAUGGAGGCUACGUCUCCCAACGUGCACUGCAGUCCCUCAUGCAUCAGGGUGAAGCAGUGCAUGCUGGGAGGAGCAAUCCAGCCAGGCCACACCCCCUCACUACAAGGGGUGAUGAAAGCUCCUAUGUGCACAUUGGGUAUGGGCUAUAGGUCUGCGGAGGGCUUGGUUGCCCUGGCCUGAGUCGCUGCUUGGCUCCAGGACCCCGUGGCCCUUCUCUGGGCACUCCUGGAGCUCAGGGAAAGAGAGGAAGGGUUGGCUCCUCAGCGAGGGGUUUGCUCUGUGCCUGUCAUGGGGGCUGGGCUGCGGGGAGAGAAAUCAGGUCCGGAGAGCAGGGAAACCCCCCUGAGCACUACCCAUCUGCUCAGCAGGGCAGUGCUAGAUCCAGCUGGGGGGAGCUCCCCCUCCCCACAAGGAGCUGCAGUUUGGUGAACGCUGAGCAGGGGGCUCCUCUGUGCUUCCUGGCUAGAAAGGGGUUUGUGAGCCCCACCUUUGUGCCAUCGCCCCAUGGCAGCCUCCUGACAGGGUCAACACACAGACUGUGCACAGCCAGGGUGGCCCCUUGGGGAUGCUCCAUCAGCAUUCCUGUGACCCAGGGUUCCUCUCCUGGGAUAGCAUAGUCCCUGCCAGGGGGUCGUGAGCUGGCAAUUCCCCGUGUAGCUGGAAGGGGCUCUCUGGUCUCCUGGGUGAGCCCCAGGGGGGAUGGGAAAGCAGGUUCCUUCUUGACCAGCAACAGGGCACCCAGCUGCCUCCAGCUGAGCUGAGCUUGUGUUCGCUCCCCCACUGCAAUGGGGGCUGGGGAGUCAAGCCUCCAUCCACCCAGUUGCGGGAACUGAACCCACAGAACGAGGGCUGGGCCGCAGCCCCUCGUAUCUGGCACCCCCAGCCCGUGGGCACUGGGAUGUGCACGUGACCGAGUCGCCCUCGUCGCUCCACAGACAGAAGGGGAGGUAACGGGAUCAGCUCAAACCUUUUUGCCCCCUCUUGGUGUCGCAAUAAGAAAACAACUUACACUAGAUCCAGAUCGGGUUCUCUGAGCCUGCGCUGUGUGCGCACGUGCCGGAAUGGCGUACAAUGUGAAUUACAGCCCAGAGCCACUUCGCUGCUAGCUGGUGCCAGGCGCACCCCCAUGUGCUGUCUGCUCUGCUGGGCUGGGCGGAUCCCUUGGGGAUUGGAGAGUCGGCGCAGGGGAGUUCUCAGCUCUGAGUGGGGGUCGGGUCUGACACUUCUCCAUGCUUG
Molecule: messenger RNA, 2945 nt
Organism: Mauremys reevesii (Reeves's turtle)
Lineage: Eukaryota; Metazoa; Chordata; Testudines; Geoemydidae
Product: zinc finger protein 2-like
Exons: 1
Biological process (GO): regulation of immune system process; negative regulation of transcription by RNA polymerase II; regulation of cytokine production
Source: RefSeq, a predicted model, not a curated record